Messenger RNA from Pleurotus ostreatus (oyster mushroom), 555 nucleotides. RefSeq lists its product as uncharacterized. The coding region runs from base 1 to 555 and encodes 184 amino acids. NCBI's taxonomy places the organism in Eukaryota, Fungi, Basidiomycota, Agaricomycetes, Agaricales, Pleurotaceae. The transcript has 2 exons. The record is from RefSeq and is a predicted model, not a curated record.
AUGUGGACAAUUCGAGGCCAAACGAACAUCAUGAAGCUUCCUUGUGUAAAAUCCAAAAGGCCGAGUGUGUCGAAGUCAAACAAUCUGGCGGGAUCAUUGAAGGACGUCGACUACUACCAGCUCCUCGAUGUACCUCGUCAUGCGAGCGAGGUCGAGAUCAAAGCAGCUUACCACCGCGUUCUCUUGCGCCUGCACCCCGACAAGAAUCGAACUGGAGAACGCUUCGAUAUCGCCCUGAUCAAGGAAGCCUACGAGGUUCUCUCCGCCGCUCACCGACGUGAAGCGUACGAUGCAGCGAUUCUGAAAGAGAAACUGAGCAAACUUUCUUCCACCGCACCGCGCCCUGCGCAAGUGAUAUCCCUUGAAGACUUUAACGAAACUCCGAAUGGCGAGACAGACGAGGUCGCAUCAUGGUGGUAUGGGUGUCGGUGUGGUGGGAACUAUGUAAUACCCACUCAAGCAAUGGAGCGCGGAGAACACCUCAUAGGAUGCAGCAGCUGCUCAGAGGUUAUAUGGGCUGGUUACGAGAUUGCGGAGGAAGAAGACGGCGCAUAG